AUGUUUGCUGACUGCGGGAAUGACUCUUGUCUCGACCUUGUCCUCGAGGUCUUCUACAACCUCGUCGAGAAAUGGGAUCUACACCGCAACAAGACCGUCACCUUUGCCGACACUCGAGCUGCUCUUUUGGAGCGCAUGCAGCACCACCCGAUGGGUUACAGAGACAUGAUGGAGCCUGGAGAUUGCAUCUUGGUUAUGGAGCAGCUCUUCCCCACGCGCCGCAUCAAGUGCAGCCCUUGCCCUUGGGUUCUUUGCCUGCGACACCACCGCGACCGCGUUCCUCUGUAUAUGUCAUCACCAAAGCUAUCGGACGACGGCUGGUGGGAGUCUGACUGCCGACGCCUCAUCACUGACGGUAACUCCUGA
Molecule: messenger RNA, 366 nt
Organism: Fusarium sp. VM40
Lineage: Eukaryota; Fungi; Ascomycota; Sordariomycetes; Hypocreales; Nectriaceae
Source: the annotation of a GenBank genome assembly